UACAUAUGAGCAGGAAGUAGGGAAAGCAUGAAUGGGAAGCUGUGACUGGGCAAGAAGUUUCUGGGUGCAGUAGAAAUGUAGGUAGAUUUAGGGUUAGGUAGUAGCUCUCGGGAACAUAUCCCUGCCCAUAAGAUCCUGAAGGUCCCUCCAUUUUGACUAUCAAAGGGACAUUAGAACUUGUUCCCGACUCAGUGUCAGCCAGCAAGAAGUGCCUGGGGGGCUAUACCCAUCAGGAACCCACAGUCCAGCAGAACAGUAGUGGAGCCAAGUGACCUAGGUCUACUGUGGACCACCUGACAGUUGCCUGCCUAUCUGCCUUCCUCUUCACCUCCUUCUCACUCACUGACAUCUACCAUUGCCUUGGAAAUCAAGAAACCCAAUCCAUCUAGAUGAUUGAUUUUGAUGAUGUGGCUGCUGUAAAUCCAGAACUUUUACAGCUUCUUCCCUUACACCCGAAGAUCAGUCUGCCCUUGCAAGAGAAUGUAACUGUCCAGAAACAAAAACGCAGAUCAGUCAACUCCAAAAUUCCUGCUCCCAAGGAAGGUUUUCGAGGCCGCUCCACUCGCAUGUCCACAGUCCCAGAGGCUCGCACCACCACUCAGGAGAAUGAUAUGGAGGUGGAGCCAUCUGCACCGGUAAACUCCCGCAAGCACUUUUCAGUUUCCGCCGGCCCCCCUAGGAUUUCCUGCCCUACAUCGGCUGAGAUACCACUGACGAUGGUCAGCGAGGAGGUGGAAGAGCAAGGCCAUUCCAUCCGAGGAACCACUUCUGCAAACCCUGUGAACUCAGUUCGGAGGAAAUCAUGUAUUGUGAAGGAAAUGGAAAAAAUGAAGAACAAGAGAGAAGAGAAGAGGGCCCAAAACUCUGAAAUGAGAAUAAAACGAGCUCAGGAGUAUGACAGCAGCUUUCCCAACUGGGAAUUUGCCCGGAUGAUUAAAGAAUUUCGGACUACCUUGGAAUGUCAUCCACUUACUGUGACUGAUCCUAUUGAAGAGCAUAGGAUAUGCGUCUGUGUUAGAAAACGUCCACUGAAUAAACAAGAGUUGGCCAAGAAAGAAAUUGAUGUGAUUUCCAUUCCUAGCAAGUGUCUCCUCUUGGUACAUGAGCCCAAAUUAAAAGUGGACUUAACAAAGUAUCUGGAAAACCAAGCAUUCUGUUUUGAUUUUGCAUUUGAUGAAACAGCUUCAAAUGAAGUUGUCUACAGGUUCACAGCAAGGCCACUGGUACAGACAAUUUUUGAAGGGGGAAAAGCAACCUGUUUUGCAUAUGGCCAGACCGGAAGUGGCAAGACACAUACUAUGGGUGGUGACCUCUCUGGGAAAGCCCUGAAUUCAUCCAAGGGGAUCUACGCGAUGGCGUCUCGGGAUGUCUUCCUCCUGAAGAACCAGCCCCGCUACCGGAACCUAGGCCUGGAAGUCUAUGUGACAUUCUUUGAGAUCUAUAAUGGGAAGCUGUUCGACUUGCUUAAUAAGAAGGCCAAGCUGCGUGUGCUGGAGGAUGGCAAGCAGCAGGUGCAGGUGGUGGGGCUGCAGGAGCACCUGGUUAACUGUGCUGAUGAUGUCAUCAAGAUGAUCGACAUGGGCAGUGCCUGCAGGACCUCUGGGCAGACAUUUGCAAAUUCCAACUCUUCGCGCUCCCACGCCUGCUUCCAGAUUCUUCUUCGAGCCAAAGGGAGAGUGCAUGGCAAGUUCUCUUUGGUGGAUUUGGCAGGGAAUGAACGAGGAGCAGACACUUCUAGUGCUGACCGGCAGACUCGCAUGGAGGGUGCAGAAAUCAACAAAAGCCUCCUCGCCCUGAAGGAGUGCAUCAGGGCCCUGGGACAGAACAAGGCCCACACCCCAUUCCGAGAGAGCAAGCUGACACAGGUGCUGCGGGACUCCUUUAUUGGGGAGAACUCAAGGACCUGCAUGAUCGCCAUGAUCUCACCGGGCAUAAGUUCCUGUGAAUAUACGUUAAACACACUGAGAUAUGCAGACAGGGUCAAGGAGCUGAGCCCCCACAGUGGGUCCGUUGGGGAGCAGCCAACUCAAAUGGAAACAGAAGAGAUGGAAGCCAGCUCUAAUGGGUCCCUGAUCACAGGCAAUUUCUCCAAAGAAGAAGAGGAACUGUCUUCCCAAAUGUCCAGCUUUAAUGAAGCCAUGACUCAGAUCAGGGAGCUGGAGGACAGGGCCAUGGAGGAACUCAAGGAGAUUAUACAGCAAGGACCAGACUGGCUCGAGCUCUCUGAGAUGACUGAGCAGCCAGACUAUGACCUGGAGACCUUUGUGAACAAAGCAGAGUUUGCCCUGGCCCAGCAGGCCAAGCACUUCUCAGCUCUGCAAGAUGUAAUCAAGGCCUUGCGCCUGGCCAUGCAGCUGGAAGAGCAGGCCAGCAAACAAAUAAGCAGCAAGAAACGGCACCAGUGACAACUACAAAUAAAGAUCUGUUUGGCUUCACACCUAGCCUCUACCCCUUCCCACCUCCCCAGCGAACUUUGGGUAGGGGUGGUCUGGUCAGGGUCCAAGCAGGGAGCGUCUGAGCCCAGGGCACCUGGGGAGGGCAUCAGAGUGACAGGGGAUACUACUUUUCUUCAGUUGUGCCCUCGGGCGGAAGGAUGAUGAGGGAGUUGUUAGUUAUCCUGUGUUACCCUUCUCUCCAAGAGGGAAGAGUCUCUGGUGUAUCUGGUGUAGUUUUCCCUGGUGCAGCAUUCUGCCUGCACAGACUGGCUGCUGAUGGCAGGAACCAUGGGGUUGUCUUGGCUCUGGGGAGAGAGGAGCCUCUAGUUCAACUCUCUGUGGGCUCUGUCUUGCCUACCGCACCCUUGACCUUGGAACUAAAAUGUCUUGUACUUUUAAAAAAGUCUCUGGGACCUCUUCCUUGCUAUUUUCUGAAGCCCAAGAGGAUCCCUGCUGUUUUGUGUUUACACAUUAUGUCUAAGAAUAAAGUAAGUAAAAAAAAACAACCUUUU
This is a messenger RNA of Talpa occidentalis (Iberian mole), 2947 nucleotides long. RefSeq names its product kinesin family member 2C (gene KIF2C). Gene Ontology annotation, biological process: microtubule-based movement. The record is from RefSeq and is a predicted model, not a curated record. Bases 390 to 2405 code for a protein of 671 amino acids. Gene Ontology annotation, molecular function: ATP binding; microtubule motor activity; microtubule binding. NCBI's taxonomy places the organism in Eukaryota, Metazoa, Chordata, Mammalia, Eulipotyphla, Talpidae. The transcript is spliced from 20 exons.